GCCUUGGAACUCCAGACCCCGGCACAGCGCCUGGUGCUUGGAGGGCGCUCAGUCCCUUCUGGGAGCGAGCUGGAGUCUGCGCUCGGCCGCCGCGGGGGAGCGGGGGGCUCGCAGCCGCACGCAGCCGGAGGACUGGCAGGUGUGUCGUCUCUGUUGCUGCCAGCCCCUCCCCCAUCCCGUCCUCCGCACAGGGAGAGCUGCAGAGCUGACCGGCCCAGGCAUGCCAGUGCUAUCGGAGGACUCUGGUUUGCACGAAACCCUGGCACUGCUGACGUCUCAGCUCAGACCUGACUCCAACCAGCAGGAGGAGAUGGGCUUCCUGCGGGAUGUGUUCAGCGAGAAGAGCCUGGGGUACUUGAUGAAGAUUCACGAGAAACUUCGCUACUAUGAGAGGCAGAGCCCAACACCAGUCCUGCACAGCGCUGUGGCCCUGGCUGAGGACGUGAUGGAGGAGCUGCAGGCCGCCUCUGUGCACAGCGAUGAGAGGGAGCUGCUGCAGCUGCUGUCCACCCCCCACCUCAGGGCCGUGCUCAUGGUCCAUGACACCGUGGCCCAGAAGAACUUUGACCCCGUCCUGCCGCCUCUGCCCGAGAGCAUGGACGAGGAGUUUGAGGAGGAGUCCGUGAAGAUUGUGCGCCUGGUGAAGAACAAAGAGCCCCUGGGUGCCACCAUCCGGCGGGACGAGCACUCGGGGGCUGUUGUGGUGGCCAGGAUCAUGCGAGGGGGCGCGGCCGACCGGAGCGGCUUGGUGCACGUUGGAGACGAGCUCCGGGAAGUGAACGGGAUCGCCGUCCUGCACAAGAGGCCGGACGAGAUCAGCCAGAUCCUGGCCCAGUCCCAGGGAUCCAUCACCCUCAAAAUCAUCCCGGCCACGCAGGAGGAGGAUCGCUUCAAGGAGAGCAAGGUGUUCAUGCGGGCCCUCUUCCACUACAACCCUCGGGAGGACCGGGCCAUCCCGUGCCAGGAGGCAGGCCUGCCCUUCCAGCGCAGGCAGGUCCUGGAGGUGGUGAGCCAGGACGACCCCACGUGGUGGCAGGCCAAGCGCGUCGGGGACACCAACCUUCGAGCCGGCCUUAUCCCCUCCAAGCAGUUCCAGGAGAGACGACUGAGCUACCGGAGAGCCGCAGGCACCCUGCCGAGCCCCCAGAGCCUCAAGAAGCCUCCCUAUGACCAGCCUUGUGACAAAGAGACCUGCGACUGUGAGGGAUAUCUCAGAGGACACUACGUGGCUGGUCUUCGGAGGAGCUUCCGCCUGGGCUGCCGGGAGAGGCUGGGGGGCUCCCAGGAGGGGAAGACGUCCGUGGGAGCCGAGUCUCUGGAGCUGCUGACCUAUGAGGAGGUGACCAGGUACCAGCAGCAGCCCGGGGAGCGGCCCCGCCUGGUGGUCCUGAUCGGGUCUCUGGGAGCCCGAUUGCAUGAGCUGAAGCAAAAGGUGGUGGCCGAGGACCCACAGCACUUCGGCGUUGCUGUUCCACACACCACACGGCCCCGGGAGAGCCACGAGAAGGAAGGGGUAGAGUAUCACUUUGUCUCGAGGCAAGCGUUCGAAGCCGACAUACAGCACAACAAGUUCCUGGAGCACGGGGAAUACCAAGAUAACCUCUACGGAACCAGCCUGGAGGCCAUUCAGGCUGUUAUGGCCAAAAACAAAGUUUGUUUGGUGGAUGUGGAACCGGAAGCACUGAAGCAAGUGAGGACCUCGGAGUUCAAACCCUAUGUCAUCUUCGUGAAGCCUGCUGUUCGGGAACAAAGGAAGUCACCCCCGGUGUCUCCGGCUGGUGAGGGCACAGCGGACCCCCUCGACGAGCAGCAACAGGAGAUGGCUGCGUCUGCCGCCUUCGUGGACCAGCACUACGGCCACCUGGUGGACGCCGUGCUGCUGAGGGAGGACCUGCAGGCUGCCUGCAGCCAGCUGCGCGGGCUCGUGGAGGCGCUACGCAAGGACGCUCACUGGGUGCCCGUUGGUUGGGUCAGGUAACUUCCUCCCAGGCAUCAGGCGGCUGGAGGGGCCUUGAGGACUGUCCAGCCCGGCCUCGCUCCUCUGCCCCGCCCCCAUGCUGUCAUGGAGAAGCCCAGAAGUGGGAGAUCCUGUUGGAUCCUGGGUUUUGUCGGCCGUCUCCCGUUGGCGCCCUUUGAGUCCAUGAGUUGACGGGGACACAUCACCUUUCCUUCGUCGAAGCGUCGCAGGCCAGAGGCCCUGAUUCUUUGUACCAAAGUUAAGCAGCCUCUGCGUUUUGGGGUGGCAGCGGCGCGGCCGCCGUUGAGCCCAGGGAUGCUUCCUUUUUCUAGCUUUAUCGGAAACGAAAUGGUUUGAGCCGAGGGGCCGUGCAGCUGGCGCGGCUGCGUGUCCAAGCACUCGGAACCUUUUCUGGAUGAGUACUUGCCUGGAAACAGACGGCGUGGUUCUCUGCCUUUUUAAACAGUGGGAGGACGUGGACUUCUUCUGGGUGACAGAGGCACACCUCACCGUCCCCGCGAAGGCCUGGCCCGCCCCGCGUCGUGGCUGUGCCUUCGGGGACGCUGGGGGGCUCCGGCUGCUGGUCCCCCGUCUAAACACCCUUGGACUUCUAAAGUGAAGCCCUGGCUUUGUUUGUUCUGUUCCAUCAGUUGUCCCCCUUGCUGUUGACAAUGGCCUUGGUUCUAGCCCGUCCCCACCUGAGAUUCCUGGCGCUCCUGUUGUGCUAGGUCGUGGGAAACCAGGCGACUCCUUGCCAAAACUGUAGGUCCUGAUGUCAUUUCCAUCAAAAUAAAAAUCUGUAGA
Messenger RNA from Lepus europaeus (European hare), 2761 nucleotides. It is a transcript of the gene MPP3, whose product is annotated as MAGUK p55 scaffold protein 3. The record is from RefSeq and is a predicted model, not a curated record. The coding region runs from base 221 to 1978 and encodes 585 amino acids. The transcript is spliced from 20 exons. Gene Ontology annotation, molecular function: protein binding. Gene Ontology annotation, cellular component: plasma membrane; cell-cell junction. NCBI's taxonomy places the organism in Eukaryota, Metazoa, Chordata, Mammalia, Lagomorpha, Leporidae.